GCCGCCCCCCCGGCCCCAUGAGCCGCGGCCACCGCUCCCGCCCGGCGCUGCGGUGGCGACGGCGACCGGCCGGCUCUGCAUGGCCCCGGCUGUGGAUAUGACCGCCGCGCCCACCGGGGUCCGCAGCGACGAGCUGCCCGCAUCCGCCUUCAGCAAGCCCGGUGGCGGCGGCUGCGGCGGCGGCCUCCCCGUCGCGGCGGCGAUGGGCGGGGAGGAGGAGAGCGACAAGCCCAAGGUCUCCCCGUCCCUGCUGCCGUUCAGCGUGGAGGCGCUCAUGGCCGACCACAGGAAACCCGGCGGCAGGGAGGGUCCCGAGGGCGCCGGGCCCCCGCCGGGCGCCGGUGCGGCCGCCCGCCCCAGCCUCAGCCCCCGCCUGGGCGCCCUGACGGCGGAGGCGCCGGCCUCCCCGCUGCCCCUCGGCGGCCACUUCUCCGUCGGGGGCCUGGUCAAGCUGCCCGAAGACGCCCUGGUCAAGGCGGAAAGCCCCGAGAAGCAGGAGCGGAGCCCCUGGAUGCAAAGCCCGCGGUUCUCGCCGCCUCCCCCAAGGCGGCUGAGCCCCCCAGCCUGCACCCUGCGCAAGCACAAGACGAACAGGAAGCCCCGGACGCCCUUCACCACGGCCCAGCUGCUGGCCCUGGAGAGGAAGUUUCGGCAGAAGCAGUACCUGUCCAUCGCCGAGCGUGCCGAGUUCUCCAGCUCCCUCAGCCUCACCGAGACCCAGGUGAAGAUCUGGUUCCAGAACCGCCGCGCCAAGGCCAAGCGGCUCCAGGAGGCCGAGCUGGAGAAGCUGAAGAUGGCAGCCAAGCCCAUGCUCCCGCCCGCUGCUUUCGGCAUCUCCUUCCCACUGGGUGGCCCGGCCGUGGCCGGUGCCUCCCUGUACGGUGCCUCCAGCCCUUUCCAGCGGGCAGGGCUGCCCGUGGGUCCUGUGGGACUGUACACAGCACAUGUGGGAUACAGCAUGUACCACCUCACAUGAGGUGGUACUGAGUCCCGCCGAGCCCAGCCUGCUGGCCAUCCACUCCCACGGGCUCCGUACGCACUCCCUCCCUACUCCUUUGGCUCCUCGCUGUGGACUUCCCCACGGGCCCCAUGGCAGAGACUUCUUCAG
This is a messenger RNA of Chroicocephalus ridibundus (black-headed gull), 1108 nucleotides long. It is a transcript of the gene MSX1, whose product is annotated as msh homeobox 1. The record is from RefSeq and is a predicted model, not a curated record. The transcript has 2 exons. NCBI's taxonomy places the organism in Eukaryota, Metazoa, Chordata, Aves, Charadriiformes, Laridae. Gene Ontology annotation, biological process: embryonic morphogenesis; regulation of transcription by RNA polymerase II. Bases 80 to 976 code for a protein of 298 amino acids. Gene Ontology annotation, molecular function: RNA polymerase II transcription regulatory region sequence-specific DNA binding; DNA-binding transcription factor activity, RNA polymerase II-specific. Gene Ontology annotation, cellular component: nucleus.